AUGGGCCGCACGAGGUCCACCACGAGCUCUGCGCCCCUCAGCCGCACCCUCCCCAAGCGCGCUCGCCUCGUCACCGCUCGCUUCGACCCGAGCACCAUCGCCGCCGAGCCCCAGCAACAGAGCGGGAGCCACAGAAGCACGUCCAAGCCCAGGGUCAAGGUCAAGCCCAAGCCCAAGCCCGUCGCGCGCCAGACCGUCAAGACGCAGGCCGGCCUCAGCCGCAAGUCGGGCGGGACGACGACGAGCGGCCAGCCGGCGUCGCUCCGGGCCAAGGUCCUCGCCGCUGUCGUGCGCCUGUCGCGCGAGAAGAAGCGGGGCAAGAAGGGCGUCGGGCACUCGAGCGUCAACACGUACCUCGCCAAGCGUGCUCCUCCGCCCUCACCCUCCUCCAUGGUCACCAGCUUCGCGACCCUCGUCCUCGAGGCCAAGCACCAGCUCGUCCAGGACGGCUUCCUGCGCUACGGCGAGGGCGCGGGCAACACGCUCGCGGUCGCUCCCGGCGUUCGCGAGGACGUCGAAAUGCUCUGCGACAUCUCGAACCCGAACUCGAGCGACGACGAGCGCGCCUGCACCACGUUCCUCUCGAGCACUGCCGACAAGCGCCGUGCCGGCUCGUCCAAGCCCGCCAUCAAGCUCCCAAGCUCCUCCUCGCGCCAGCCCGAGGUCGUCGUCAGCGUCCCGACCUCGUCGCCGCUGUCGUCGCGCCCGUCCUCGUCGGCCCCCAAGAAGCGCCGCGCGAGCACGGCCUCGAGCGACGCCCGCAGCGCCUCUGAGCUCGACACGCUCACCGAGUCGGACAACGUCGCGACGCCGAGCCGCUCGCGCAAGCUCAAGCCGUCGUCGGCGGGCCGCAGCGGGCGCCAGAAGAAGAAGGUCCGCAUCGUCACGCCGAGCGAGCAGGGCUCGGACUCGGACGGCGACUCGACGACCGACGCGCAGGGCAGCUCGAACGUCGACGAGGACGCCGACGUCGACUCGGGCGGCGACGAGGACGACGACGGCGAGGCCGGCGCGACGGGCCGCAAGGCCAAGGCGCCCGUCGCCAAGUUCGACACGCGCGGCGGGCUCGGCCGGCUGACCAAGGUCCAGCUCGUCGCCAUGAUCGAGGAGCUGCGCGGCGCGGUCAAGGAACGCGACGACGAGCUCGGCGAGGCGCGUGAGCAGCUCGACGUGCUCGGCGAGGCGCGUGAGCAGCUCGACGUGCUCGGCGACAGCGCGCGCGAGUGGGAGGCGAGGGCGAGGGAGCUCGGGUGGCAGGACAAGCUGCUCGAGGGGGCGGCGGACGACGUCGAGGAGGGAGCGGCGGCUGGAGGAGGGGUCGACGAGAAGGUCGAGAAGGAGGCGGCGGGCGAGGAGGGCCUGAGCGAGGCCAAGGUCGAAGGUUCGGCGCCGUCGCAGGACGCUCAUCCGGAGCCCGAGCCCGUCCCGGGCAUCGACGGCGCCGCGAUCGACGUCAACAAGGCCGCCGACGUCGACGUCGAUGUCGUCGCGCAGCCCGAGCCGGACGCCAACGAGGUCGAGGUCCAGAUCUCGUCGACCGCUGUCAAGACGCCCGUCAAACCCGCCACCGCCGACGACUACGACGCCUCGAUCGACGCCGACCUCCUCAUCGACGACGACGCGUUCGACGCCGAGCUGCGCCGCGCCGGCUGGCCCACCCCGACCGUGCCCUCGGCCGCCACCACGACCUCGACCGACUCGAGCUCGAACGAGCCGAGCCCGCCUGCCCCUCGCCCGUUCGCCGGCGCUCCGCUCCCCGUCGCCGUCCUCGAGCUGGCGGAGGCGGUAGCGCCCGAGCCUCGUCGCGGCGCGUCGGCCCCGCCGGCGCCGCGCUCGUCGCCCUCGGCGCGCGAGCAGGCCCGCCUUACGAUGCAGAACGGCUGCAUCACGACCGUCAUGACGGUCCUCGUCGACUCGCCGGCGUCGCACACGCUCGGCGCCGCCGCGUCGGCUGCCGGCCGCACGUCGGUCGAGCCCGAGAAGGCGGCCGUUGUCCCGCGCCGCUCGAGCCUCCCGACCGACGCCGCGCUGCGCGGGUCGCCCUCGUCGUCGCCGCACAAGGCGCCGGCCGACAUCUUUGCGCGCUUCGGUGGCGAGCGCGCGAGCAGCGUCGCGUCGGUCUCGUCGUCCUCGUCAUCGUCGGCGGCGGCGCAGGUCCAGAAGGAGCUCGUCGGCGGCAAGCUCGGCGACCCGGCCUCGGCCGCUCGCAUCGCCGAGCUCGAGGUGCAGCUCCACGAGUACCAGGAGAGGGAGAAGGAGCUCGAGGGCGAGCUCGAGAAGGCGAGGGCGGAGUGCUCGGCGCUCGAAGAGGACGUCGGCGGGAUUUUGAGUCGCCACCACGACGCCACCAUCGCGCUCUCGAAGGCGAACCUCGAGCUCAAGGCGGCCACCGACAAGCUCGUCCUCGAGCGCGACAACCUCAAGGCGGCCACGGCGCAGCACGAGUACGGGCGCGAGCAAGAGCUCAAGGCGCUGUCGACCCUCGAGUCGGACCGCAACGAGAUCCGCUCGCUCGUCCUUCGCCACGCGCUCCGCCACGCGCAGCAGGCCGGCAACCAGAUCGCGUGGCCCGACUCGGCCAGCCUCUCGCACGAGCAGCUCGUCCCGCUCCUCGAGUCGCUCAUGGUCCGCCUGCACGCGCGCGGCCAAGACGUCACGAGGCUCGAGCGCGAGCGCAGCUCGUGCGCCGGCCUCGUCGCCGGCCUCCUCCGCUCGCGCCAGGACGUCGGCGACGUCGUGCUCGCGACCUCGUCGACCCAGGUCGUCGGCGGCGUCGGGACCAACCUCGAGGCGGCGGUUCAGCUCGUCGGCCGUAUCGUCGACCACCUCGUCGCCGAGCUCGGCACCAAGCAGAGCGCUCUCGAGGAGGCCUCGCAGCAGGUCAAGGACUACUCGAAGCUCGUCACGUCGUCGACCGAGGUCCUCGUCGGCGUCUUUGGCACCCUCGUCGCCAGCCUCGGCCCGCUCAUGUCGUUCGACGGCACGGCGCCGCAGCACCUGCACGCCCUCGUCGAGAACCUCCCCGCCCUCGCGCUCUGCGUGUCGCGCCGUGUCGAGACGUCGCAGGGCCUCGUAACCCAGGCGCAGAACGGGCAGCGCACCGCCACCUCGGAGCUUGAGAAGGUCAAGUCGCAGCUCCAGGUCGAGACGAGCCGCAACGCCGUCCUCGCCGCCGAAAAGGAGACGCUCUCGACUCGCGUCGUCAAGCUCGAGGGCAUCCGCGACUCGUUCAUGGCGAGCCUCGACAAGCUCGGCCUCCUCUCGCGCACCUGA
Molecule: messenger RNA, 3273 nt
Organism: Rhodotorula graminis WP1
Lineage: Eukaryota; Fungi; Basidiomycota; Microbotryomycetes; Sporidiobolales; Sporidiobolaceae
Exons: 6
Coding region: 1-3273 (1090 amino acids)
Source: RefSeq, a predicted model, not a curated record